This is a messenger RNA of Coregonus sp. 'balchen', 18473 nucleotides long. The record is from the annotation of a GenBank genome assembly. Lineage: Eukaryota; Metazoa; Chordata; Actinopteri; Salmoniformes; Salmonidae.
AUGGAAUCCUUGAAGACGCGCGCGGAGCAGAAUAUCCUGAGAGUUCUAUGGGGAGUGAUGGUCAUGGCCUCGAGCGGCAAUGGCGCAAGAGUUGUCAGUGGUAAGUUGUGAUGAUAACUUUUAUAAAGUCGUUUUUCACAUGUAAUAUAGGUCAACUUUGAAUGAUCGUACAAAACAAAUAAGCAUUAUAAUAUAAUAACGUCUGAGUAUUGGGAUUUCUGUUAUCCUCAAGAUCAAAAUAAUCAAAUAACAAUUUAUUUAUCAUUCUCAUGAAAGGAACAAUAAUCUCAAUCAUAAACUACCAGUGAAAUAUAACAAUUUGUGACUAUGUUAAAGUUGUCUAUAGCUUAACAUCAUCAUCAUCAUCAUCAUCAUCAUUAUAUUUAGAUGGAAAUGAGUGAAUUUAGGAUUAUGGAAAAUAUAAAUAGGUCUAAGAUUGGGCACACAAUAGUUUAGGCUAUCUGAGACAAUAUAACGUUUUCUCCAUAUGGAAUCAUGUUUUCUAUCCCAGACAUUAUUCAUGUUAAAAAUGUAAUUACAUGUUUUUAGUUUUUUAUUUUACCUUUAUUUAACUAGGCAAGUCAGUUAAGAACAAAUUCUUAUUUACAAUUACGGCCUACACCGGCCAAACCCGGACGACGCUGGGCCAAUUGUGCGCCGCCCUAUGGGACUCCCAAUCACGGCCGGUUGUGAUACAGCCUGGAAUCGAACCAGGGGGUCUGACGCCUCAAGCACGUAAACUGUUAUUGCUGCAGAUUUGCUGUUAUGCUCUAUUGCAGGUUUAUUUUUUAGAGUUGUUUAUUUCAAUAUCUAUGUUUUUGCAUGUACAUUGAUUGAUUGAUUAAUUCAUUAAUCUUAUGCUACUCAAAUAUAUAUAACAUACAUUUUUCUAAACUAAUCCAAAUCUACUUAUUGCACCCUUUACUGAAAUGGUUGUUUCAGUUUAGAUGUUUAAGUUAGUCUCAUAUCUUAAUAUUCCUAACCCUGGCAUUAAUUCUGAAUUCAGGUUUCAGGUGAAUAAACAUUCUAAAUGGAUAUCCCCACUAUGACUGGAUUUCAAUAGGAAUUACACAUCAAUUUGCAAGCCAGCAUAAUGUGUCUUGCAGUAGAUAGUGAUAGCGCUGAUGUCAUCCACAUAUUCCUAUGGAAAACACCUGAUGGCGCAUGAAGCCGGAAUUAUUUGAAUUUGAAGCGUGCCAUUUUGUUGUAUGGGGCUGAAUGGCACCAAAACAUCGCUAAGGGUCAUGGUGAAAGUGGCCGUAACUAGCAAAGGAUCAUGGUCGAUGUAGUCGUUUUCAUCCUGCCUGAGAGAGUCAACCGGGAGCCUCCUCAUAGCCUGCCGGCACGUUCUGAUUGGUCUGUGUCAGCACGUGGUCCUGUGUGACGACAAAUGCACUAGUCAGAAUGGAUCACAAUUUAAUGAAAUAUCUUGAUUUGUAGCAAACUUUAAAAUCAUUCACUGUGGGGAUCGAACUUGAUCAUAAUAAACUAAUUUUAGAGUCCAAAACGUCCGUCUAGAUUUUGAUUUUGGGGGCCACUCGAGCUAUCGUAAUUUACAUAGGCUUUCUAGAGUAGACCAGGACUUUUGUCACCGCUAGGUAGCUACGCAGUAGCCGACCAGCAGAGCUCGAGACUUCACGCUCCAGACGGACACGGGGGGGCUGCCUGUAAACUAUGAGUUACAGGCCACUGUAUUAAGGUACAUCUAGGCCUUCAUAUUCACUUAGGAUCUCACUUGGUGAAGGCCACAGGACAAUAAGUGACUGAAUGCAACAACCAUGUCUCUGUCACUAGCAAACCAGUCAUGGGUGUUACUGGAAACUCUAAAAUUAACUUGAAAGGCACGCUGGGAAAUAUGUAAAUAUGGCUUAAAAUCCUACAGCAGGGCUAUUAAAUUCCGGUCCUGGAGGACCGAAACAUUUCUGGUUUUGGAUUUUUGUAUGGUUCUUCAAAGAACCAUCCCAUUUAUAGUUCUUCAGAGACCCUAAAAUGGUUCCUCUAUCGCAUCGCUCUCAAGAACAUUACUUGGAUCCAACUCGCACCUUUAUUUUUUAAGUGUACCGUUAAAGAUUCUGAGGUGUGUGUAGGAAUGUGUGUGAGCCUGUUAGAGUUCGUUUACCAGGGAACUGUCCUUCUAGGUUUUUUUGACUGGUGGUUAUUGGGGUUGGACAGUUGAUUUAUUGUUCCCUCCCUCUGGGACUCUACAUUUAUGAAAUAACUUACAGCAGGCUGCGGUUCUACACGUGUCAGUGCUGUCAGUGUCAUAGGGCAGGCUGCUGACUUAACAUGUUUGUAUUCAAAUCUGUUACAGAGAGAGAGAGAGAGAGCGAGAGAGAGAGGGAGAGAGUCUUGGACUUUUAUUUCAUUAGGGUGAGAAAUGUAGUCUUGCUAACACCUAGUUUUGCUAAGUCCUACUGACUUCAGAGUCUAUGAAAUAUGCCCCUCUUUAACCUAACAUUUCCCUACAGUGUGAUUUAGACUAAAUAAACUGCAAGUGACACGGAUGGAAAAAAGACUGAAAGAGACAGACAGAGAAUCAGUGAGAGAAACAGACAGAGAGAAUCAGUGAGAGAAACAGACAGAGAGAAUCAGUGAGAGAAACAGACAGAGAAUCAGUGAGAGACAGACAUAGGGGAUCAGUGAGAGAAACAGACAGAGAGGAUCAGUGAGAGAGACAGACAGAGAAUCAGUGAGAGAGACAGACAGAGAAUCAGUGAGAGACAGACAGAGGGGAUCAGUGAGAGAAACAGACAGAGAGAAUCAGUGAGAGAGACAGACAGAUAGAAUCAGUGAGAGACAGACAGAGAUGAUAAGUGAGAGACAGACAGAGAGAAUCAGUGAGAGAGACAGACAGAGAAUCAGUGAGAGACAGACAGAGGGGAUCAGUGAGAGAGACAGACAGAGAGGAUCAGUGAGAGAAACAGACAGAGAGAAUCAGUGAGAGAAACAGACAGAGAAUCAGUGAGAGAGACAGACAGAGAGGAUCAGUGAGAGAAACAGACAGAGAAUCAGUGAGAGAAACAGACAGAGAAUCAGUGAGAGAGACAGACAGAGAUGAUAAGUGAGAGACAGACAGAGGGGAUCAGUGAGAGAGACAGACAGAGGGGAUCAGUGAGAGAGACAGACAGAGAGGAUCAGUGAGAGACAGACAGAGAAUCAGUGAGAGAUACAGACAGAGAGGAUCAGUGAGAGAGACAGACAGAGAAUCAGUGAGAGAGACAGACAGAGAAUCAGUGAGAGAGACAGACAGAGAUGAUAAGUGAGAGACAGACAGAGGGGAUCAGUGAGAGAGACAGACAGAGAGGAUCAGUGAGAGAGACAGACAGAGAGAAUCAGUGAGAGAAACAGACAGAGAGAAUCAGUGAGAGAAACAGACAGAGAGGAUCAGUGAGAGAAACAGACAGAGAGAAUCAGUGAGAGAAACAGACGGAGAGAAUCAGUGAGAGAAACAGACAGGGAUCGGAGAGAAGAGAAACAGACAGAGAGAAUCAGUGAGAGAAACAGACAGAGAGAAUCAGUGAGAGAAACAGACAGAGAGAAUCAGUGAGAGAAACAGACAGAGAGAAUCAGUGAGAGAAACAGACAGAGAGAAUCAGUGAGAGAGACAGACAGAGAGAAUCAGUGAGAGAAACAGACAGAGAGAAUCAGUGAGAGAGACAGACAGAGAGGAUCAGUGAGAGAGACAGACAGAGAGGAUCAGUGAGAGACAGACAGAGAGGAUCAGUGAGAGAGACAGACAGAGAGAAUCAGUGAGAGAAACAGACAGAGAGAAUCAGUGAGAGAAACAGACAGAGAGAAUCAGUGAGAGAAACAGACAGAGAGAAUCAGUGAGAGAAACAGACAGAGAGAAUCAGUGAGAGAAACAGACAGAGAGAAUCAGUGAGAGAAACAGACAGAGAGAAUCAGUGAGAGAGACAGACAGAGAGAAUCAGUGAGAGAGGGGGAUUGAGGAUCCUUGAGAGAGGGGGAUUGAUGAUCAUUGAGAGAGACAGACAGAGAGGAUCAGUGAGAGAGACAGACCGAGAAUCAGUGAGAGAGGGGGAUUGAGGAUCAGUGAGAGAGGGGGAUUGAGGAUCAUUGAGAGAGAUGAAAGACGUUCCAAAGGUCUGCAUUAGUGGCUUGUAGGCUAUGUGUGGAAGCCAGGAGAUGCUAAAUGUGUUUAUGUUAAUUAACGGUCAAUUACCGUGAGACAGACAGUUAUUUUCUUGACAAUCACCGGUUGACGACAUUUCGUUAACGCCCCAGCCCUAUGGUAUGCCUAACUUGGUGUUUGAGGGUUUAAAAAAAAAUUGAAAACGUUCUUGAGAUGAAACUGUAUGUGUGGACAUAGGCAGACAGUGUAAUUUGAGGAUGCAUUUUUAUGCAUAGGCCUGUUCUACAAUGAUAUUCAAUAGGCUACAUCUGUCGGUACAACAUUUAUAGAGAAAUUAUCACCUAAUAAUAAAAAAGAAAUUGCGCUCCCUCACCUAAACAAAUAGCACUACGCCACUGGAAUUAUAGGAAAGAUGAUGACGGUUGAGAAGAAGAACGGCGCCGGAGGGGAUGGCUGCUGUUUUACAGGGCUCCUAACCAAUUGUGCUAUUUUUCGUGUUUUUUUUUCAUGUUGUUUGUAGCUUAUCUUGUACAUAAUGUUUCUUCCACCGUCUCUUAUGACCGAAAAUAGCUUCUGGAUAUCAGAACAACGAUUACUCACCUCGAACCGGACCAAGUUUUUUUCUUUAAUGAGUCUGAAGUGAAGGAUUUACUGCUGCUACCGGACCAGGCCCAAAUCCCCGUCAUUCACAUGAAGAGGAGACGGAGAUUGUCACACCCUGGCUCUGGGACUCAUUAUGUUGAGCCAGGGUGUGUUCAUUUCUAUGUGUAUAUUUCUAUGUUGGUGUUCAUUCUAGUUUGUUGUAUUCUAUGUUUGCCUGAGUGACUCCCAAUCAGAGGCAACGAGUGUCAGCUGUUGGCUGGUUGUCUCUGAUUGGGAGCCAUAUUUAAACUGUAUGUUUUCCCUUUGUGGUUGUGGGUUUUUGUUCCGUGUUCGGUCUUUGAUACCGUGGACGUCACGAGUCGUGUUUUGUUUUGUAUUUUGACGCUUUAACUAAUUAAAGUCAUGUUUGUUCAUCACGCUGCGCCUUGGUCUACUCCUUACCUCGACCGUGACAGAGAUACAGGGGACGCAGAUCCGGGUGCCUUGUGAGAAUUCGUCGGCGAGUGGGUAACCCACCUCUACCACUCGUCCUAUUGGCCAACGUGCAAUCACUGGAGAAUUAACCGGAUGAGCUCCGUUCGAGACUAUCCUACCAAUGGGACAUUAAAAACUGUAAUAUCUUAUGUUUCACUGAGUCGUGGCUGAACGACGACAUGGAUAAUAUACAGUUGGCAGGGGUUUCCGUGCAUCGGCAAGACAGAACAGCUACCUCCGGUAAGACGAGGGGUGGUGGUCUGUGUCUAUUUGUUACUAACAGCUGGUGCGCAAAAUCUAAUAUCAAAGAGGUCUCUAUGUUUUGCGCGCCUGAGGUAGAGUACCUCAUGGUAAACUGUAGCUCACACUAUUUACCAAGAGAGGUUUAAUCUAUAUUUUUAGUAGCUGUCUAUUUACCACCACAAACCGAUGCUGGCAUAAAGGCCACACUCAACGACCUGUGUAAGGCCAUAAGCAAACAAGAAAAUACUCACCCAGAGGCGACGAACCUAGUGGCCGGGGACUUUAAUGCAGGAAAACGUAAAUCUGUGCAACCAGAGGAAAAAAACUCCAGACCACCUCUACUCCACACACAGAGACGUGUACAAAGCUCUCCCUGGCCCUCCAUUUGGCAAAUCUGACCAUAAUUCUAUCCUCCUGAAGUACCAGUGACUCACUCAAUACGGAAGUAGUCAGAUGACGCAGAUGCAAAGCUACAGGACUGUUUUGCUAGCACAGACUGGAAUAUGUUACGGGAUUCAUCCGAUGGCAUUGAGGAGUAUACCACAGUCACCGGCUUCAUCAAUAAGUGCAUCGAUGACGUCAUCCCCACAGUGACCGUACGUACAUACCUCAACCAGAAGCCAUGGAUUACAGGCAACAUCUGCACUGAGCUAAAGGGUAGAGCUGCCACUUUCAAGGGGCGGGACACUAACCCGGACACAUAGAAAUCCUGCUAUGCCCUCCGACGAACCAUCAAACAGGCAAAGCGUCAAUACAGGACUAAGAUUGAAUCCUACUACACCAGCUUUGACGCUCGUCGGAUGUGGCAGGGCUUGUAAACUAUUACGGACUACAAAGGGAAGCCCAGCCGUAAGCUGCCCAGUGACACGAGCCUAACAGACGAGCUAAAUGACUUCUAUGCGCGCCUCGAGGCAAGAAACACUGAAGCAUGCAUGAGAGCACCAGCUGUUCCGGACGACUGUGUGAUCACGCUCUCCGUAGCCGAUUUGAGUAAGACCUUUAAACAGGUCAACAUUCACAAGGCCGCAGGGCCAGACAGAUUACCAGGACGUGUACUCAGAGCAUGCGCUGACCAACUGGCAAGUGUCUUCACUGACAUUUUCCGUAAUACCUACAUGUUUCAAGCAGACCACCAUAGUUCCUGUGUCCAAGAACGCUAAGGUAACCUGCCUAAAUGACUACCAACCCGUAGCACUCACAUCUGUAGCCAUGAAGUGCUUUGAAAGGCUGGUCAAGGCUCACAUCAACACCAACAGCCCAGAAACCUUAGACCCACUCUAAUUCGCAAACCGCCCCAACAGAUCCACAGAUGACACAAUCUCUAUUGCACUCCACACUGCCCUUUCCCAUCUGGACAAAAGAAACACCUACGUGAGAAUGCUGUUCAUUGACUACAGCUCAGCGUUCAGCACCAUAGUGCCCUCAAAGCUCAUCACUAAGCUAAGGACCCUAGGACUAAACACCUCCCUCUGCAACUGGAUCAUGGACUUCCUGAUGGGCCGCCCCCAGGUGUUAGGCAACAACACAUCUGCACGCUGAUCCUCAACACGGGGGCCCUUCAAUGGUGUGUGCUUAAUUCCCUCCUGUACUCCCUGUUCACCUACGACUGCGUGGCUAAGCACGACACCAACACCAUUAUUAAGUUUGCAGACGACACAAUAGUGGUAGGCCUGAUCACUGACAAACAUGAGACAGCCUAUAGGAAGGAGGUCAGAGACCUGGCAGUGUGGUGCCAGGACAACAACCUCUCCCUCAACGUGAUCAAGAUGAAGGAGCUGAUUGGACUACAGAAAAACUCCCCCAUUCACAUCGAUGGGGCUGUAGUGGAGCAGGUCGAGAGCUUCAAGUUCCUUGGUGUCCACAUCACCAACAAACUAUCAUGGUCCAAACACACCAAGACAGUCGUGAAGAGGGCACGACAACGCCUAUUCCCCCUCAGGAGACUGAAAAGGUUUGUCAUGGGUCCUCAGUGUCACGCCCUGGCUCUGGGGACACUUGUAUGUUGAGCCAGGGUGUGAGUUUCAUUUGUAUUCUAUGUGUUCCAUUUCUAUGUUGGCCAGUGUGGUUCUCAAUCAGAGGCAACGAGUGUCAGCUGUGGCUGGUUGUCUCUGAUUGGGAACCACAUUUAAACAGGCUGUUUUCCCACAGUAGUUGUGGGAUCUUGUUUCUAGUUGGUUUGUGUUAGACCGUAACUGUCACGUUAUCGUUUUGUUGUUUUGGUCGUGUAUCGCUAAAUAAAGAGUAUGUUUGCCUGCAACGCUGCGCCUUGGUCCUCCUCUCUUACCGACGAUUGUGACAGAAGAUCCCACCAGAACUGGACCAAGCAGCGGGUCCAGGAGCCAUCGCCAGGGAAAUCCCUAGCGGAUAUCCAGCGCCUCCUCGACUGGGUCAAGCCGGGUGAGGAAGAGAGGGGCUUGACGUGGAAGCAGAAGGGCGAAAGGCUGGCGAGAAGUAUGGAGACCUGGUCCACGGGUAGGAGUGAAGCCCAUACAAUUUUUAGGGGGGGGGCUAACGCCGUGGACGACGGGCCAGCAGGAGACCGCGACAGAGCGGCCCAGCGGGUUGGCAGAGGAGGCCGCCAGGUUACGGGGGCCACUGGUCGAAGAGGGGAUGGAAGGUGUAGAGGCACGGCGAGAGGUACUGGGGUGUGUUACCAGUCCGGUCCGGCCUGUUCCAGAUCCCUGCGUAGGGCCAGUGGUGUGUGUCCCCAGUACGGUCUGGCCUGUUCCUGCUCCCCGCACCAGGCCCAUGGUGCGAGUCUCCAGCCCGGUCCGGCCCGUUCCUGCUCCCCGCACCAAGCCAAUGGUGCGCAUCGCCAGCCCGGCCCGUCCUGUUCCUGCUCCCCGCACCAGGCCAAUGGUGCGCGUCGCCAGCUCGGCCCGGCCUGUUCCUGCUCCCCGCACCAAGCCUAUGGUGCGCUUCGCCAGCCCGGCCCGGCCUGUUCCUGCUCCCCGCACCAAGCCUAUGGUGCGCGUCGCCAGCCCGGUCCGGCCUGUUCCUGCCACUCGCACCAAGCCAGGGGUGCGAGUCAUCAGCCCGGUCCAGCCCGUUCCUGCUCCACGCACCAAGCCAGGGGUGCGUAUCGUCAGCCCGGCCCGGCCCGUUGCUGCUCCACGCACUAAGCCAGGGGUGCGCAUCGUCAGCCCGGUCCGGUCCAUUCCUGCUCCACGCACCAAGCCAGGGGUGCGCAUCGUCAGCCCGGUCCGGCCCGCUCCUGCUUCCCGCACCAAGCCAAUGGUGCGCGUCGCCAGCCCGGUUCGGCCCGCUCCUGCUCCUCACACCAAGCCAGUGGUGUGCGUCGCCAGUCCAGCACGGCCUGUGCCUGUUCUCCACACCAAGCCAGUGGUGGGCGUCGUCAGUCCGGCACGGCCCGUGCCUGUUCCACUGGUGCCUGGUCCGGCACCGGUCAGAUGCGUUACGCCGGAGCUAGAGCAAUCCGCUCCAUCAGUGUGCAGUCCAGCUCCGGCCAGCGGGGCCAGACCGGACCAGGGGUACUUUGGGGGGUUGGAGAGGGAGUGGGGAUCAGGCCCGGAGCCGGAUCCGCCGCCAAGGCGGAGUGCCCACCCGGUCCCUCCCCUGUGGUAUUUAGUUGGCGCGGUCGAAGUCCGCGCCUUUACGGGGGGGGUACUGUCACGCCCUGGCUCUGGGGACACUUGUAUGUUGAGCCAGGGUGUGAGUUUCAUUUGUAUUCUAUGUGUUCCAUUUCUGUGUUGGCCAGUGUGGUUCUCAAUCAGAGGCAACGAGUGUCAGCUGUGGCUGGUUGUCUCUGAUUGGGAACCACAUUUAAACAGGCUGUUUUCCCACAGUAGUUGUGGGAUCUUGUUUCUAGUUGGUUUGUGUUAGACCGUGAACUGUCACGUUAUCGUUUUGUUGUUUUGGUCGUGUAUCGCUAAAUAAAGAGUAUGUUUGCCUGCAACGCUGCGCCUUGGUCCUCCUCUCUUACCGACGAUCGUGACACUCAGAUCCUCCAAAAGUUAUACAGCUGCACCGUCAAGAGCAUCCUGAUUGGUUGCAUCACCACCUGAUAUGGCAACAGCUCGACAUCUAUCCGCAAGGCGCUACAGAGGGUAGUGCGUACGGCCCAGUACAUCACUGGGGCCAAACUUCCUGCCAUCCAGGGCCUCUAUAACAGGCGGUGUCAGAGGAAGGCCCUAAAAAUUGUCAAAGACUCCAGCCACCCUAGUCAUAGACUGUUCUCUCUGCUACCGCACGGCAAGCGGUACCGGAGCGCCAAGUCUACAUCCAAAAGGCUCCUUAACAGCUUCUACCCCCAAGCCAUUAGACUGCUAAACAGUUAAUCAAAUAGCUACCUGGACUAUUUGCAUUGACCCCCCCCCCCCCCCCCCCCCCCCUUUUUUUUUUCGCUGUUUAUUGUCUAUGCAUAGUCACUUUACCCCUAUCUACAUGUACAUAUUACCUCAAUUACCUCGACUAACCUGUACUCGGUACCGGUACCCCCUGUAAAUAGCCUCGUUAUUGUUAUUUAUUGUCUUUUUUUAAUUUCUUUUUUUACUUUAGUUUAUUUAGUUAAUAUUUUCUUCACUCUUAUUUUUCUUCAAACUGCAUUGUUGGUUUCACAGUAAGGUCUACACCUGUUGUAUUCGGCGAAUGUGAUAAAUACAAUUAGAAUUUGAUUUGAUUUGAGGAAGAAGAGGCAAUAUAAUGAUGGAGGGAGUGAAUCAACAAAGAGAGGAAGAAAGAGAGAAAGGAGGUGAAAAUGCUGACUGGUGCGUUGGUCGUCUGUGCGCCCCGGCCCAUUACUGGGUUCCAAAGUGAUGAUAGUGCAGAUCUGAUCUAGACCAGGCAGGCAAUCAUUUAAAGUACCUCCUGGCCACACUGCUAAUGUUAUUAUUAGGCCUCUUUAACUGGCUGUGUAUUAAUCACUGGUAUUAUGCACUGAUGCGCGUUCACACACACACACGGCACAAACACACACAAACACACACACACACACACACACACACACACACACACACACACACACACAACACACACACACCACACACACACACCACACACACACACACACACACACACACACACACACACACACACACACACACACACACACACACACACACACACACACCACACACACUCUUUAUGAGGCUGACCUUUCUGGUUUUUAUGAGUCUGUCUAAAAUCUGGGCCAGAUCCACCACUUUUCACCCACUUACCUGGCAUGAUAGAGGACAGCUUUAUAAUGCUGGAGAUUGGGAUGCAUGCAUGUGAUUGUGUGUGUGUAUAAGUGUCUAUGUGUGUGUGUGUGUGUGUAAGUGUCUAUGUGUGGGUAUAUAAGUGUCUAACUGGUCUAACUUGUGAAAGUGCGUUCUCUUUCGCUGAUCCUCAACACUGGGGCCCCUCAAGCGUGCGUGCUCAGCCCCCUCCUGUACUCCCUGUUCACCCAUGACUGCACGCCUCUAACUCAAUCAUCAAGUUUGCAGACGACACAACAGUAGUAGGCUUGAUUACCAACAAUGACGAGACUGCCUACAGGGAGGAGGUGAGGGCUCUGGGAGUGUGGUGCCAGGAAAAUAACCUCUCACUCAACAUCAACAAAACAAAGGAGAUGAUCGUGGACUUCAGGAAACAGCAGAGGGUGCACCCCCCUAUUCACAUCGACGGGACCACAAUGGAGAAGGUAGAAAGCUUCAAGUUCCUUGGCGUACACAUCACCGACAAACUGAAAUGGUCCACCACGCAGAGAGUGUGGUGAAGAAAGCGCAACUGAGCCUCUUCAACCUCUGGAGGCUGAAGAAAUUCGGCUUAGCACCUAAAACCCUCACAAACUUUUACAGAUGCACAAUUGAGAGCAUCCUGUUGGGCUGUAUCACCGCCUGGUAUGGCAACUGCACCGCCCACAACUGCAGGGCUCUCCAGAGGGUGAUGCGGUCUGCCGAACGCAUUACCGGGGGCAAACUACACGCCCUCCAAGACACAUAGAACACCCGAUGUCACAGGAAGGCCAAAAAGGACACGAACCACCCGAGCCACUGCCUGUUCACCCCGCUAUCAUCCUGAAGGCGAGGUCAGUACAGGUGCAUCAAAGCUGGGACCGAGAGAAUGAAAAACAGCUUCCAUCUCAAGGCCAUCAGACUGUUAAAUAGCCAUCACUAGCACAUUAGAGGCUGCUGCUGCCUAUAUAAAUCACUGGCCACUUUAAGAAAUGGAACACUAGUCACUUUAAAAAUGUUUACAUAUCUUGCACUACUCAUCUCAUAUGUAUAUACUGCAUUCUAUUCUAUAAUAUUCUACUGUAUCUUAGUAAAUGCCUCUCUGUCAUUGCUUGUCCAUAUAUGUAUAUAUUCUUAAAUCCCAUUCCUUACUAGUUUUGUGUGUAUUGGGUAUAUGUUGUGAAAUUGUUAGAUAUUACUGCACUGUCGGAGCUAGAAGCACAAGCAUUUCGCUACAUAACAUCUUCUAAACACGUGUAUUUGACAAAUAAGAUUUGAUUUGUCACAUACAAAUUGUCUCCUUGGCAUAUGACAGCAAAGGACAGGGUAGCCUUAGCGCUGUGCAUGCUCACUCCACUAGGGGUGUGGCAGCUUCUUGGGUGUUGUUCAGGGGGCAAGAUGAUUGGUGAUGUCUGUGCGGCAGCGAGUUGGGGUUCCCCACAUGCCUUUGUGAGGUUUUAUCGCUUGGACGUAACUGCUCACAGUGUGGCUCAUAGUGUUCCUAUGGCUAGGUACGAUAGUGAGUGUCAGGCAGCGUGCAGGUUGCGCAUUUAUCCGGGUUACCACAGCUCUCUUGUGGGAUAGAUCCUUGGGCUGCCAUGGUUUCUUCGACGAGGUCGGCUUGCGAAUGUUCAUAAUCAAGUCACAGCAGGUGCCCUGUUGUUUUGGACUUGCGGAUCCUUGGACUAGGACAAGCAGUUCCAGACUCCUUGGGUCUCUGUUUGAGCCUUUUUGUAACCGGUAGGAUCUAUGGACUUGGGCCGCCAUUGGUCAAUGUUAGGCAGCAUUUUGAGUUACCACAGUUCCCCUGUGAGAUUGAGGUUUGGGCUUCCUUGAUGGGCGGCAACGUGCAGAGUGCACAUUUAUCAGGGUUACCACAGUUACCCUGUGAGAUUGAGGUUUGGGCUUCCUUGAUGGGCGGCAACGUGCAGAGUGCACAUUUAUCAGGGUCACCACAUUUCCCCUGUGAGAUUGAGGUUUGGGCUUCCUUGAUGGGCGGCAACGUGCAGAGUGCACAUUUAUCAGGGUUACCACAGUUACCCUGUGAGAUUGAGGUUUGGGCUUCCUUGAUGGGCGGCAACGUGCAGAGUGCACAUUUAUCAGGGUCACCACAUUUCCCCUGUGAGAUUGAGGUUUGGGCUUCCUUGAUGGGCGGCAACGUGCAGAGUGCACAUUUAUCAGGGUUACCACAGUUACCCUGUGAGAUUGAGGUUUGGGCUUCCUUGAUGGGCGGCAACGUGCAGAGUGCACAUUUAUCAGGGUCACCACAUUUCCCCUGUGAGAUUGAGGUUUGGGCUUCCUUGAUGGGCGGCAACGUGCAGAGUGCACAUUUAUCAGGGUUACCACAGUUACCUUGUGAGAUUGAGGUUUGGGCUUCCUUGAUGGGCGGCAACGUGCAGAGUGCACAUUUAUCAGGGUCACCACAUUUCCCCUGUGGGUUUGAGGUUUGGGCUGCCGUGUCAGCGCGCGAGUACACCGUUUACAGGUUACUGCAGGUUUUCUGUGGGUUCAUAGACUCUGGUUGAUGCUACGCAGCGCGCCCGUGCGCUUUACCAAGUCACGACAGGUGUUCCGUUGUUUUGGACUUGCGGUUCCUUUUUACGAGUUCUGAUGUUUCAGGCUCGCAAGGUAAGUAUUGUUCCUGGAACCGUUGGGUCUAUGGACUUGGGCUGCAGUGGCGCAGUGGUCUAAGGCACUGCAUUGUGCUAGCUGUGCCACUAGAGAUCCUGGUUCGAAUCCAGGCUCUGUCUUAGCCGGCCCGUGACCCGGGAGACCCAUGGGGCGGCGCACAAUUGGCCCAGCGUCGUCCAGGGUAGGGGAGGGAAUGGCCGGCAGGGAUGUAGCUCAGUUGGUAGAGCAUGGCGUUUGCAACGCCAGGAUUGUGGGUUCGAUUCUCACAGGGGGAAAGUAUAAAAAAAUAAUGUAUGCACUCACUAACUGUAAGUCGCUCUGGAUAAGGGCGUCUGCUAAAUGACUUAAAUGUAAAUGUGUCGGUGCUCACAGCCAAGUUGCAGCAGGUUCCCUAUAUGAGGCUCUGACAGUUCAGGCUUCUUUGGUAAGUAUUAGUGAAGAAUUUGGCUUCUGUAAGCCCCCGGUAUUAUAGCCAAGAAGGCGGGGCGUCCGAGGGCGGGCUCUGCAUUCAUUGGCCCAUUGGGCGUGUUCUUCAGGUGAAUAUGAUUGGUUGUUGACUACCCCAUAGUAUGUUAUAUCUCGUUCCCUCCUUCAGGGAACAGUAGUUAUUUUCAUAAGUGUACGUUUGUGGGUGUGUCAGUAAAGCUACAGUACUGCAUGUGAGGGUGCUUACUGCUUACUGUAAGUGUCACAUCAGUUCUGAGUGUAAAUACAGCCAGUAGAUGUGUGUUUGUUCUGGAUCUGGGCCUACAGUGUGAUUAGUAGUCCUGCUAUACUACUGUUAGCUGGAGGCACGUCCUGAUUGACACAGGAUAUUGACCACUCUGGGAAAGUUUGACUGUAAAUUCUACGGACCUGAGAGGAUGGGAAUGCGAUGACCACAUCGUUUUGGCGGGAAGUCAAGAGUCAUUAGUUGAGUGGGGGUCGAUGGGUUGUGUGUGUUAGGGUGGUGUACGACUGAUAAGCUUGAUGGAGGAUGUUUGCAUUCAAUUAAGACAAUGACCACUUCAUAAGAUGAACAGAGAUUCACUGAGGUGUCAUUCUCCUGAUGUAUACAAUUCACUGAUAUGAACUGAUUGAUGGAUUGAUUGAUGAGUUGAUUUGUUAAAUGUUUGAUUGACAGGUGGGUUGGUUGAUUUGUUGGCUGGUUGAUGGAUGUAUUGACUGGAGGAGGGGCUGAUUGGGGUGUAGAUACAGUAGUCUAGUGGAUUUACUGAUCACUGAUUGGUUGAUGGAUGGUUUGUCCGAUAGAUGGAUGAAGGGUUGGAAGGAAAAUAUAAACAAAGCCACAGGAACAGUAGAGAAGAGGGAGAAACAGGAUUUUGAAACAGUUGUGGAACCAGUGCUUGAUGGCAUUUGCUGUUUUACUGGCAUAGUAAUUUUGGCAACCUAGAACCAAAACAUCUGACGUAAAUUACUACAAUUUAUAUUACGUAGUCUGUCCACGAGAGAUGACAGAUGCUUAAAUCGGGUCAUAUUGCAUACAACUGCCACAGAUAGAUUUGACAGAAUUGUCCAUUGGAUAAUGUAUCCAUCCACAUGUAAAACCGUCUACUUACAAUCAAUAGAUGGAUAGAUUAUCUCCUUCAAUAGAUGGAUAGAUUAUCUCCUUCAAUAGAUGGAUAGAUUAUCUCCUUCAAUAGAUGGAUAGAUUAUCUCCUUCAAUAGAUGGAUAGAUUAUCUCCUUCAAUAGAUGGAUAGAUUAUCUCCUUCUCCCCGCAGGUCAGACGGUGUGUCAGGGAGGGGCGGAGCAUCCGUGCUAUAAGAUGGCCUACUUCCGGGAUAUGACCAGCCGCGUUGCAUUCUGGGAGGCCAGAGAGGCAUGUGAGAUGGACGGAGGGUCCCUGCUGAGCAUAGAGAACGCUGCCGAGCAGAGACACAUAGAACACCUGCUACAGGUCAGUGUGUGUGUGUGUGUGUGUGUGUGUGUGUGUGUGUGUGUUUGUGUGUGUGUGUGUGUGUGUGUGUGUGUGUGUGUGUGUGUGUUUGUGUGUGUGUGUGUGUGUGUUGUGUGUGUGUGUGUGUGUGUGUGUGUGUGUGUGUGUGUGUGUGUUUGUGUGUGUGUGUGUGUGUUUGUGUGUGUUGUGGUGUGUGUGUGGUGUUUGUGUGUGUGUGUGUGUUUUGUUUGUGGUGUGUGUGUGUGUGUGUGGUGUUUGUGUGUGUGUGUGUUGUGUGUGUGUGUUGUGUGUGUUGUUGUUGUGUUGUGUUUGUGUGGUGUUUGUGUGUGUGUGUGUUGUGUGUGUGUGGUGGUGUGUGUGUGUGGUGUGUGUGUGGUGUGUUGUGUGUUUGUGUGUUGUGUGUGUUUGUGUGUGUGUGUUGUGUUUGUGUGUGUGUUUGUGUGUGUUGUGUGUGUGUUGUGUGUGUGUUGUUGUUGUGUGUGUGGUGUGUGUGUGUGUGUGUUGUGUUGUGUGUGUGUGUGUGUGUUCUGUGUGUGUGUGUGUGUGUGUUUUGUGUGUGUGUGUGUGUGUGGUGUGUGUGUGUGGUUGUGUGUGUGUGUGUCUGUCGUGGUCUUGUGUCUGUGUUUUGUGUGUUUGUGUUUGUGUGUGUGUGUCUGUGAGGUUUGUGUUGUUUUUUUGUGUGUUUGUUUUGUGGUGUUGUUGUUGUGACAUGUACACACAAAAUCCUAACUGUCAUGAAUGUGUAUUGUUUUGUUUGUAUGUAGGGACAUAUAUACCCCUAUUUAUUAUAUGUACUUACAGGAUAAUAUACAUACAGUGAGAGAAAAAAGUAUUUGAUCCCCUGCUGAUUUUUUUACGUUUUCCCACUGACAAAGAAAUGAUCAGUCUAUAAUUUUAAUGGUAGGUUUAUUUGAACAGUGAGAGACAGAAUAACAACAAAAAAAUCCAGAAAAACGCAUGUCAAAAAUGUUAUAAAUUUGAUUUUGCAUUUUUAAUGAGGGAAAUUAGUAUUUGACCCCUCUCAAUCAGAAAGAUUUCUGGCUCCCAGGUGUCUUUUAUACAGGUAACGAGCUGAGAUUAGGAGCACACUCUUAAAGGGAGUGCUCCUAAUCUCAGCUUGUUACCUGUAUAAAAGACACCUGUCCACAGAAGCAAUCAAUCAAUCAGAUUCCAAACUCUCCACCAUGGCCAAGACCAAAGAGCUCUCCAAGGAUGUCAGGGACAAGAUUGUAGACCUACACAAGGCAGGAAUGGGCUACAAGACCAUCGCCAAGCAGCUUGGUGAGAAGGUGACAACAGUUGGUGCGAUUAUUUGCAAAUGGAAGAAACACAAAAUAACUAUCAAUCUCCCUCGGCCUGGGGCUCCAUGCAAGUCUCACCUCGUGGAAUUGCAAUGAUCAAGAGAACGGUGAGGAAUCAGCACCAGAACUACACGGGAGGUCUUGUCAAUGAUCUCAAGGCAGCUGGGACUAUAGUCACCAAGAAAACAAUUGGUAACACACUACGCCGUGAAAGACUGAAAUCCUGCAGCGCCCGCAAGGUCCCCCUGCGCAAGAAAGCACAUAUACAGGCCGUCUGAAGUUUUCCAAUGAACAUCUGAAUGAUUCAGAGGAGAACUGGGUGAAAGUGUUGUGGUCAGAUGAGACCAAAAUUGAGCUCUUUGGCAUCAACUCAACUCGCCGUGUUUGGAGGAGGAGGAAUGCUGCCUAUGACCCCAAGAACAUCAUCCCCACCAUCAAACAUGGAGGUGGAAACAUUAUGCUUUGGGGGUGUUUUUCUGCUAAGGGGACAGGACAACUUCACCGCAUCAAAGGGACGAUGGACAGGGCCAUGUACCCAUGUACCUCAAGAAGAAGCACAUUAAGGUCCUGGAGUGGCCUAGCCAGUCUCCAGACCUUUAGCCCAUAGAAAAUCUGUGGAGGGAGCUGAAGGUUCGAGUUGCCAAACGUCAGGCUCGAAACCUCAAUGACUUGGAGAAGAUCUGCAAAGAGGAGUGGGACAAAAUCCCUCCUGAGAUGUGUGCAAACCUGGUGGCCAACUACAAGAAACGUCUGACCUCUGUGAUUGCCAACAAGGGUUUUGCCACCAAGUACUAAGUCAUGUUUUGCAGAGGGGUCAAAUACUUACUUCCCUCAUUAAAAUGCAAAUCAAUUUAUAACAUUUUUUACAUGCGUUUUUCUGGAUUUUUUGUUGUUAUUCUGUCUCUCACUGUUCAAAUAAACCUACCAUUAAAAUUAUAGACUGAUCAUGUCUUUGUCAGUGGGCAAACAUACAAAAUCAGCAGGGGAUCAAAUACUUUUUUCUCUCACUGUACAAUAUAUAUAUUAUUUGUUACAGGAGCUUCGGACCUCCUCAACAGGAGCAGGGACAGGAACAGGGGUUGGAGCGGGUACCAGUACCGGUAAUGGAGGAAUAGCAGACGGCGAUUUCUGGAUCGGGCUGACAAGGACAGAUGGAGAGAACACACAGGAACAAGACGACUUCACCUCCUGUCCCGACCUCUACCGCUGGACCGAUGGGAGUGUGUCACAGUUCAGGUGUGUGUGUGUGUGUAUGUGUGUGUGUGUGUGUAAAAGGAACUGAGACUUUGACAAAGCCUUAUGUUGCGUUAGGCAUGUGUUUGUUAAGGUCUUUAUGUGUGUGUGUUAGGAACUGGUAUUUUGACGAGCCGUCGUGUGGAGGGGAGGCGUGUGCAGUGAUGUACCAUCAGCCUACAGCUCUCCAUGGGCUGGGCGGGGCCUACAUGUACCAGUGGAAUGACGACAGGUGCAACAUGAAGCACAACUUCAUCUGCAAGUACGAACCAGGUACGACUACACAGCAUCACACAGGUACGCCAACGUGACGGCAGAUGAGUUGUGUGUGUCUUGUGGAGUGUUCUUUAUGUCUGCCUCUAAGAGCUGUUUCUGUUGUUGUGUUUUACAACAUUACACUAACAGAAAUGCAUAUCAGUUUUGUUAAAUCCUGUUUUUGUUUUUUUCUGAUUCUGAUCUUGAUACAGAGAGCCAUCUGGUGAAGGAGCAGGGGGACAGGCCUGGAGCUCAUGACCCAGGUGAGGGAACGCAUAAUGGGGCAUAGCCCAGCUACAGCAGCCCCUUCUACUGGAGGUCUGGCUUGGUUUGCUGUAGUAUAUCCCUGUUUGAUCUAGUUUCUGUGUUUAUGUCUGUGUCUGCCUGUCUGUCUGUCUGUCUGCCUGUCUGCCUAUCUGUCUCUCUGUCUGUUCCAGAUGUGACGGUGGCGCAGACAAAAGAGGUCAAACAGCCUGGACCCAGUGAGGAGGAUGACGCCCCACACGUAGUCAUAGCCGGAACCUCAGGUGAGACAGGUGGAGGUGAGACAGGUAAAUUGAUGAAAUAG